Messenger RNA from Arachis stenosperma, 1281 nucleotides. RefSeq lists its product as uncharacterized. The coding region runs from base 127 to 1140 and encodes 337 amino acids. The transcript has 12 exons. The record is from RefSeq and is a predicted model, not a curated record. Gene Ontology annotation, cellular component: chloroplast. Lineage: Eukaryota; Viridiplantae; Streptophyta; Magnoliopsida; Fabales; Fabaceae.
GAUUGGCCAAACACAUUACGUUCAUGAUUCCCCAAUAAUCUCCUUCAAAACUAACACUAACCAUUCAUCAAACACCUACAAGGCAUAAACAAAAUUCACACUUUUACUUCCUUUCUUCUUCAACCCAUGGCUGCAUCUUUCAGUCUCUCUCACUUCUCACUCUCACUGCCUAACAAGGUCCCAAGAAGAAGAACAACAUGUGUUUCCAUUAGAGCCAUGUCAGAAACAACUUCUUCUUCUUCAGAAACAACUUCUUCUUCAGCUUCAACUUCAGUAACAUUUGCAGCUCCACCGAAUUUCAAGCCUCCUGAACCAAAACGCUUUGCUGUGAGACCUGACAAGACUGCUGAGGUCUUUGGAGCUGUUCUUCCAUUGCUCCUUCGCUUUGCUACUGGUGUUUUUGUUUCUGGGUAUUCUUUCUCAUUUGUUUCAAAGGAUGAAAUUCCACCAAACCAGUAUGCUUUGGAAGUUUCAGGUUACAAGGUAAAAGAAACAGCGAAGUUAGGUCCUCGCCCAGAGAAGCCUAUUGAGAUAUACGAAUUCGAAGGCUGUCCAUUUUGUCGAAAGGUUAGAGAAAUUGUUGCCAUUUUGGAUCUUGAUAUUCUUUUUUAUCCUUGUCCGAGAAAUGGCCCAAAUUUUCGUCCCAAGGUUGCUCAGAUGGGCGGUAAACAGCAGUUUCCCUACAUGGUUGAUCCAAACACAGGUGUUUCAAUGUAUGAAUCAGAUGACAUAAUUCGUUAUUUGGUUGACAAAUAUGGUGAUGGAAGUGUUCCUAUUACUUUGUCACUUGGAGUUUUAACGACACUCACUGCUGGUCUUGGCUUGCUUGCUCGCGCCGGAAAGGGAUCAACUUAUACUCCAGCAAAGUUACCACCAAAGCCACUUGUAUUAUGGGCAUAUGAGGGGUCUCCAUUCUGCAAACUUGUACGCGAAGUAAUCGUAGAAUUGGAGCUACCACACUUGCUUAUCAAUUGUGCUCGAGGUAGCCCGAAACGACAGAUAUUAUAUGAGAAAACUGGACAUUUUCAGGCACCAUUUUUGGAAGAUCCAAACACGGGGGUAGAAAUGUUUGAGAGUGCAGAGAUUAUAGAGUAUAAAAGCAACUUAUGCUCUCCAAUGAGUGUUUGUUCUACUAAUUAGGUCUAAGACUACAUAGUAUUUAUCAUUUAUAAAGUGUACAUAUCUGAGUUUGGAUUAUGUGUUGAAGAUCUCAAUUGUCUAAUAAGCUUGAACAAAUUCAAAUAAGUUCAGCUAUGUUGUAAUGAAAACAGUCAAAAUUAA